CCAAUGGGCGCAAACUCCCACAUGCCCACGGUCGCCCUCAGAAUCCCUGGUGGAAUGCCGUCUGAUUCGAAGUUUGCGAAGAUGCUCGCGCGUCCCGUCCGUUUCGUAAUGGUUACAACGACGUCUACUAUCCGCACCGAGUACUCUGCAUGCGCGGCGAUGUAA
This is a messenger RNA of Sphaerulina musiva SO2202, 165 nucleotides long. RefSeq lists its product as uncharacterized. The transcript has a single exon. The annotation marks the transcript as partial. The record is from RefSeq and is a predicted model, not a curated record. NCBI's taxonomy places the organism in Eukaryota, Fungi, Ascomycota, Dothideomycetes, Mycosphaerellales, Mycosphaerellaceae.